AUGGGAUUUCGUGGCGAAUCAUCGUGGCGACGCGUAGCCUACAAGGUGCUUUCGGACGCCGAGACGCGCGAAGGCUACGACAUCCAUGGCCCCAAGCUCAAGCCAACGUACGACUUGGCCAUCCACUCGGCGCUCGGGAAGCUCAUGCCACUCUUCAUCUCGACCGCGAUCGGGCUCGUCGGCGGCGCCGCGCUCUCGCAAAGCGUCGACUUUGGCCUUGUCGUGAUCUUUGAGCUCUUCUUCACGCUGGCCGCGGGCGCCGGCACGGUUCUCUCGACCGAACACUCGUCCAACCCGAUGAGUAUCUCGGACUUUGGCGUGCUGGGCGGGAUGGGGCUCAGCGCGGGCAAUGUGCUCGGGUACCUCGGGACGCUAUGGACGCUCUUCCUUAUUCGCACGCUUGGCCUCUGA
Molecule: messenger RNA, 411 nt
Organism: Saprolegnia diclina VS20
Lineage: Eukaryota; Oomycota; Saprolegniomycetes; Saprolegniales; Saprolegniaceae
Exons: 2
Coding region: 1-411 (136 amino acids)
Source: RefSeq, a predicted model, not a curated record